Messenger RNA from Dryobates pubescens (Downy woodpecker), 3164 nucleotides. RefSeq names its product angiopoietin 1 (gene ANGPT1). The record is from RefSeq and is a predicted model, not a curated record. Lineage: Eukaryota; Metazoa; Chordata; Aves; Piciformes; Picidae. Gene Ontology annotation, biological process: Tie signaling pathway; angiogenesis. Gene Ontology annotation, molecular function: receptor tyrosine kinase binding. The transcript is spliced from 9 exons. The coding region runs from base 405 to 1901 and encodes 498 amino acids.
CCUGUCAAGUCAUCUUGUGAAAGGCUGCUUGCUUCCAGCUUGGCUUGAAAGUGCAACCUUAAUAAAACUCACUGAAGUCUGAGAGAAAAUAGCAGUUCUGCAGCAGAUAGUGUAGGGGAAAGAGACUGGGAUAUGCAUAUGCAGCUGACUAAAGCAGGCUACAUGCUGGACUGUAACAGGGAGGAAACAAUAAAUCUUAGCUACUAUGCAAUAAAUAUUCCCAAUUUUAACUAAAGAAGCUCUCCGUGCGGUGAAAUUACAGAAUUAAGAGUUUGUGCAAGCUUGAGCACACAAGUGUGAUUCUCCAGUCCUUUCUCCAAAGACCUCAAAGGAAAUUAAGAACAAAUUGAAAGAAAGAGGAAGAAAAAGUUUUUCUUACAGUAGGAAAGGAAAGUAACAAUAACAUGUCAGUUCUCCUUUCCUUUGCUUUCCUGGCAGCGACUCUUGCUCAUGUAGGCUGCAGCAACCAGCGCCGGGGUCCAGAAGGCAGUGGGAGAAGAUUUAACCGGAUCCAGCAUGGGCAGUGCACCUACACGUUCAUUCUGCCAGAGCAGGACGGCAGCUGUCGUGAAAGCACAACAGACCAGUACAACACAAACGCUCUUCAGAGAGAUGCUCCUCACGUGGAACAGGAUUUCUCUUCCCAGAAACUGCAACAUCUGGAACAUGUGAUGGAAAAUUACACUCAGUGGCUGCAAAAACUUGAGAACUACAUUGUGGAAAACAUGAAAUCGGAGAUGGUGCAGCUGCAGCAGAAUGCGGUACAGAACCACACUGCCACCAUGCUGGAGAUAGGGACCAGCCUCCUCAGCCAGACAGCAGAGCAGACGAGAAAACUCACCGAUGUUGAAACACAGGUGCUAAAUCAAACAUCCAGACUUGAAAUUCAGCUGCUGGAAAAUUCGCUGUCUACAUACAAGCUAGAAAAGCAGCUACUACAGCAAACCCAUGAAAUCCUGAAAAUUCAUGAGAAAAACAGUUUACUUGAGCACAGAAUUUUAGAAAUGGAAGAAAGGCAUAAAGAGGAGCUGGACACUUUGAAGGAGGAAAAAGAGAACCUACAAAGCUUGGUUACACGACAAAGCUACGUAAUCCAGGAACUAGAGAAGCAGUUAAACAAGGCAACAAGUAAUAACAGCAUCCUGCAGAAGCAGCAGCUUGAAUUGAUGGACACAGUUCACACUUUGAUUACCCUCUGUUCCAAGGAAGGAGUUUUACUAAAGAAUGUAAAAAAGGAAGAAGAAAAGCCUUUCAGAGACUGUGCAGAUGUAUUCCAGUCUGGUUUUAACAAAAGUGGGGUCUACACUAUUUACAUUAGCAAUGUGUCAGAUCCUAAAAAGGUCUUCUGCAACAUGGAAAUUGCUGGAGGAGGAUGGACAGUUAUACAGCACCGAGAGGAUGGGAGCCUGGAUUUUCAGAAAAGCUGGAAAGAGUACAAAAUGGGUUUUGGUAGCCCAUCAGGUGAACACUGGCUGGGAAAUGAAUUUAUCUUUGCAAUAACAAGUCAGAGGCAAUAUUCUCUAAGAAUUGAAUUAAUGGACUGGGAAGGAAACCGAGCGUAUUCACAGUAUGACAGAUUUCACAUAGGAAAUGAAAAGCAGAACUACAGACUCUAUUUAAAAGGUCACAGUGGGACGGCUGGAAAGCAGAGCAGUCUGAUCCUGCAUGGUGCUGAAUUCAGUACGAAAGAUGCUGACAACGACAACUGCAUGUGUAAAUGUGCUCUCAUGCUGACUGGAGGGUGGUGGUUUGAUGCCUGUGGCCCCUCCAAUCUCAAUGGGAUGUUCUACACAGCUGGGCAAAACCACGGAAAGCUCAAUGGCAUCAAGUGGCAUUACUUCAAAGGCCCCAGCUACUCCCUGCGCUCCACCACCAUGAUGAUUCGGCCCUUGGACUUCUAAAGGCAUUCUUCAGGGAAUCCUGCACUAAACCAGGUCAGCACUACCCUCAGCAGCACCACUUUCACAGUCUGAAGGUAAAAGGUGGAGGGCUUCCUGAAAGCAACACAUAGGGAUGAUGCAAAGUCACUUUGGUAUCACUCUAUAGCCUGCAAAACCUCCCCAGCGGUCACCCCACACUCUGCUGACUGAGGGAGGCAUGGUUUAGAAGAAGAUGACUGCAAUGAUUUUCCAGAGAACAGCUGGAUUGAGUUAUCCUGCUUGAACAUGGUGGUUCUCAGUGGAUGUCUGUUUGUUUGUUUGUUUGUUCAAUAAAAGAGGCAAGUCCCAGAUUACUCAGCAAUAGCAUCAGAAUUGGAGGAACUGAGACGUGCCAGCCACAGUCUACUGAGUCAAAUGAUGCUCAGCAGUGCAAUGCCAGCAGCACAGCCUAUGAAAAAGGAUUGCAGAUACACCUUUAUUCAGGCUCAUCUUAAAGCACUCAAGGUGAUGACCCCAAAUAUAAUUUUCCUUAAAUUACCUGAAUUUGAGUGGUGGAUGGAUUUAUGUUAAUGCCAGAGUCAAAUAAUUUGUGUGACUAUUAUUUUUCAUUAAAUCCUUUAAGGAGAUGUUUCUCAUAAAUAGAGUCAAACAUAAGAAGAAUGAUAAGGGUGAUAAGCAUAAAUUAUUCAGUUGCUCUGUAGAGGUAAAUCAGAUAAUUGGCAUAAUCCCUGAGCUAGGAUUUAUAGUGUGAUAACAAAAGUAGCUGUGUUUUGAGGCUUUUCUUCUCCUUUCAUUAAAGGCAGUCUGAAUGUCAUGUAGGAAAAUUAAUGGAAGGUUUAAAGAAUGUGAAAUGUUAUCCUAAAGAAAAUAUGGUAUUUUGCAUGGAAUAUUUCCAUCCAAAGUAUGCAGGAAGGCAAACUGUUAGGGUAUAUAAAAGUUGUGUAAGUGCAUAGCUUAAGGCAGUGGAUUCAUUUUACAGUGUCCUUGCAUGUGCGCCAUUUAUCAGUAUUUUACUUGUUUAUUACAUUGUGGUGAGUACCAGAAGCAUGCCAGCUCUACACAGUGCUUCAGCUACAACUAUACAAAACCAAAACUACUCAGAACUGUACAGACAAUAAAGACAAAGUUGUGAACUUGUAAAUAGCAUGUUUAUAUUCCCUGCAACGCUCACUUCGUUUGUACAGGCAGCACUCGCCCUGUGCCCAGGGUGCAAAACCUCAGAAGGAUAUAAAUAUUAAAAAGAACUUUAGAAGGCUUCUUACAGAUUGCUACCAAGCGAUCUUG